GUCGGCGUAAACUCUCGUGAGAUUUUCUCUCUGUCUCUCCGUGUCCAGAAUCGGCUGGUGUCAGCUCGCAAGACUCUAGAUUCUUUUUCUCAGCUAAAUAACCUUGUUUCUCAAGGCUUUCAGUUUUUUUUUUUACCUCAGUGGAUUGUUCCACACCAAGGACUCACAGCUUUCUGGAUUGUGAUUGGCUAGACGAAGCAAAACAUUGAAUCAUGGGGAAUAUUUUUGGCAAUCUGCUGAAGAGUCUGAUAGGGAAGAAAGAGAUGAGAAUCCUGAUGGUUGGAUUAGAUGCUGCUGGUAAAACCACCAUCCUUUACAAACUGAAGCUGGGAGAGAUCGUGACCACCAUCCCAACCAUUGGCUUUAACGUGGAGACCGUGGAGUACAAGAACAUCAGCUUCACUGUGUGGGAUGUGGGUGGUCAGGAUAAAAUCAGACCACUCUGGAGACACUACUUUCAAAAUACACAGGGUCUUAUCUUUGUGGUUGACAGCAACGAUCGGGAGAGAGUUAACGAGGCGCGGGAGGAGUUAAUGAGGAUGCUCGCAGAAGAUGAACUGCGUGAUGCUGUCCUUCUUGUCUUUGCAAACAAACAGGAUCUGCCGAACGCUAUGAAUGCAGCUGAGAUCACAGACAAACUCGGCCUCCAUUCGCUCCGCCAUCGCAACUGGUACAUACAAGCGACCUGCGCGACCAGCGGCGACGGUCUGUACGAAGGGCUCGACUGGCUCGCAAAUCAGCUCAAGAAUAAGAAGUGAGGGGCGGGAUUUUCAUAACGUGGCUGUCUCUCGCUUUGGGAAAGGGGUGGGACUAAUUUGGCCUUCGGAAUCAUUAUGUUUGGUUUCUCUUUGUUUAAUUUGUUUGUUAUUUUUUGGUUGUAUUCUGGAAAAACACAGUAUGUGGUUUAUGGAGCCUUCUACGUUCUGUGUAAAUCAUCUGUAGGUUUUUAUGCACACACGCAUUCACACGCAGAUCAAUAUUUCCUCUGUGGACUUUUCCAUUUCAAUGUAUGAAAAGUGUCUGUUUAUAGCAUCAACGUUUAGUCGAUUUAAUCGUCUCUCCCUCACUAACUCACUCGCUAACGUGUUUUCAAUCAGUGAUCAGUGUUGUCCUUGACUGCCACGAAAAAGAUUGUUGGGUCUGAGCGCGCUCAUGUAUUAUGUAAUAUGAUUAUGUAUUUCCUCGUAUUGUUGAAAUGUUCCGUAGAUGCAAUUAUAAUGCAGUUUGCCUCCUCACGCACACAAUAUCCACAGUCUGUGAUCCCGUCCGUUCGUGAUUGCAUUAGAUACCCUGCUGUUUUUUGCAUGGCUCUUUCUCUCGGUGUGGUGUUCAGCGUUGUGCUGUUGUAGAGGUUAGAUCUGCAUGUGUGUGUUAAGUCACACGAAGCUGGUUGGUGAUGCAUGCUGCUUUGUGGCUGUGCUGUACAAUGAAUGUUGCUUAUCACACAUCCCUCGCCUAAACUGUGAGUCAAACGUGGUGCUGUCGGCUUGUCCACCAUAAUUUGCAUUCAAGUGAAGCUGUAAAUAAAGCUUUUUCCAAUCAAACGCCCCUUUGUUGUAGAAUUGACUUGGCUAGUUGUUGCAUGGAUAUUGUUUUGUAUGAAUCACUAGCAUUGUCUGCAUGGAAUGCAUGCUGUGCUGUUAGUCCAAUAGAUAGAUAGAUAGAUAGAUAGAUAGAUAGAUAGAUAGAUAGAUAGAUAGAUAGAUAGAUAGAUAGAUAGAUAGAUAGAUAGAUAGAUAGAUAGAUAGAUAGACAGACAGAUAGAUAGAUAGAUAGACAGAUAGACAGACAGACAGAUAGAUAGAUAGAUAGAUAGAUAGAUAGAUAGAUAGAUAGAUAGAUAGAUAGAUAGAUAGAUAGAUAGAUAGAUAGAUAGAUAGAUAGAUAGAUAGAUAGUGAAAUGCUGUUUAAAAGUCCUUUAUUAGUUGUUAUACUAAUUUGCCACUGACAUGAUUAGUAGAUUGUAAACUGUUGCCUAUUUUUUUGCUUUUACUUUCAUAUUAGUGAACAGCAUAAAACAGCACACACGCAUUAAACCUCGGUAUGUCAGUGGUCUGUGGCAAACUGCAUAAUAACUCAUCUGCUUAUGUGUUUGUUUGCAUGUUUCAUGCUCAUAAUGCGUUUUGUGGGUUCAGACGAACAUUUCGCCCCCCAACCAAUGUGAAUUUGUUCAAUCAGUGCACACAUUUGGACUUUAUUCAUGGUGUUUUGGAUUAUUAUAGUUCAGAAAUGAGAAAAAUAUCUAGAAAUUUAUAUUUAAAGAAGGAUGUCUUUUGUGUUUAACACUUUAUAUUCUAUUUCAUAAUCUAUAUCUGUUACAGACCACAAGGAAAAAUGAAAGAUCAAAUGCUAACCUAUUUUACCGUGCUAGCAAGUGUAAAUACUAACAAAGGUAAACAAACAAAACUGCUUAUCCUGCAUUGCGUAUAUGUCGGUAAUCCAUCCAUCACACAGAAAUCUAACACUAACGAAGUCUGUUUGUAAUUGUGUGUGUUUCUAGCAUUGUUUUCUAGUUUGUAUUUUUGGCAUUUUCCAUUUAAUACCCGGCACUUUUCCACUAAAACCAAUUGUUAUGACUGUAUGAACAUUAUAAAAGGCAGGUCUUUUCAACCUAGGACAUGAUUUGAAUGGAGUCUUGUAUUAUUUUGAGCGUUGUAGCGUGUGGGUGAUGCAGGAACGUUACCAAAACAACUGUGCUAUUUAGCAAGACACUUAACCUCAAAUGAUCCAGUUUGGCUAUGGAACAUAAGCUUAGUUAGCUUAACACUCUACAAUAGUAUUUCAGCAUAUAAUGCAAACAGCGAUAUGUCUGCAAGGCCAUUUCUACACAAGUCUGCAGUGUGAAUCGUCCAGUCUGUUAGGUUUUGUGGCCUUAUCUUCUUACUAAAGUGUGUUUUCACAAGGUUAUUUAUUAACUAAGUUAAUGGGUUGCUGGUUUUGUUUUAGAUGAUCCGGGAACAAAAGGGGUUCAAAAAUUUCAAAGCAUUUAUUCUUUGCAUUAAAUAGUUUGUGUGCUUAUUGAGUAGCUAGGAUUGACUUUUUAGGAUGGUUUAAAGUUUCAUUGUAUCUUCUUCGAUAUUCUAUUUUUAUUUAUGUAUUUAUUUCGGUGAGUGUUUUGGUGAAUGUGUUUUUACCUCUGUGUGCUUAUGCAUUUACUUUGUUGAUUUUUUUUUUACUGUGUUGGGUAAAUCAUUUUGAUGGCUUAUACAGUGUCAGUGAACAUAAUCAUUGAAGGGGAAUAUAAUUUCUCAAUAAAUAAAUAAAUAGAACUUAGAAAUCAUGGAUGAAAUGUGUAAUUAUCUCUUACAGUAGAUUAAGAAAGAUUAUUGCUGAUUAUUAUGAUGUAGACACCAAAAUCUUUCUCUCCCUCCGAUUGCUGACUGUAACACCACACUCAAAUAAAAACAUGAAAAUUA
Molecule: messenger RNA, 3416 nt
Organism: Carassius gibelio (silver crucian carp)
Lineage: Eukaryota; Metazoa; Chordata; Actinopteri; Cypriniformes; Cyprinidae
Product: ADP-ribosylation factor 3
Exons: 5
Coding region: 213-758 (181 amino acids)
Biological process (GO): intracellular protein transport; vesicle-mediated transport
Cellular component (GO): plasma membrane; cytoplasm
Molecular function (GO): GTPase activity; GTP binding
Source: RefSeq, a predicted model, not a curated record